Diaporthe batatas is the source of this 1881-nucleotide messenger RNA. RefSeq lists its product as uncharacterized. The record is from RefSeq and is a predicted model, not a curated record. The transcript has a single exon. NCBI's taxonomy places the organism in Eukaryota, Fungi, Ascomycota, Sordariomycetes, Diaporthales, Diaporthaceae. Bases 1 to 1881 code for a protein of 626 amino acids.
AUGGCCCUUCGCUUCGAUGAACCGCCAUCACCAGAGAGGCUGGGACGCUCUGAGACCUGGAUCGACCCUUUGGGAAUUAUCUGGGUCGGUACUCCGACUCGUAGGAGUCAUACCUUCGGGUUUGAAUAUGGAAGUCAACAUCCACUAACGUUCUCAGACGACGAGAGAGAAAUGUAUCCGCCACAGGAGAUGGAGCAAGCACCAUUCCCAUAUAAUGACAGGGGCCCACAGCCCUGGGGGUUUCCUCCCCCUCCUCCCCUCCGACUAUGCGACCCACGAUUGCUUGCAAAACUGAGAUUCCCCAACGAUGUCCCCGUUCAGGUGCUAGAGAGGAUGAAAUACAGAGGCUUUAGAAGGUACGUCAACUAUCCAACUAGAUUAUUCCACCUCCGGCCGCAGUCCAACCUGGAAAUCCCCGAGGACCUGGACUGGGAGACUGCGUUCCUGUGGCGACAGGUCUCCAGCUCACUAUGCAGGGCCGACUGGAUUGAGGAGUUUCCCUACCCGGCGCUCGACAUGCCCCUGCCGUAUUUCCCAGAGGCACUCCUCCAGCAUGGCCAGACCAUCCGGACAAGCAAGCUCACCCCGGAAGAGGGUCUCGAGUUCGCCGCGGCUGUCUGUCACUCAGCCGCCAGGGGCCCGUCGGACCCAGAGCCAAACUUCAACGUCGAGUGGAAGGACAUCAGGAAGAUGGCUAUAGGCGUCGUCGGGCAGCUCGAGAGGCAGGGGAACCCCGGGGCCGCCGCCAUGGCCGCCAGUAUGAGAGAACAAAGGAGGGACUGGAGGGAGUACGACUCGUUCUUCCGGUUCCGGGAUUGGAACCACAAGCCCACGGGGAUGGGAUUUCGAGGCACCCGCGACUUGCUCUUCCUAGACGACGACUACCUGACCGACUUCCUCAAGCGCGCGAGCCAGGACGGCGCGGCCUCGGUGCGCAUGAGGCCCGACGUCAAGCUCAUCCCCUUCCUCGCCGGCCCCGACGCGGCCAAGGUGACCGCCAUCAUGGUCUCGGCCAAGGCCUUCCGGGACCCAGAGGCGCGGACGUACCUGUGCUACGCCAUCGCCAGGGCCUUCCCCCGCCUCCACAGGCUCCGCCUGACCUCCAUCGGCACCGUGGCCAGCGACGUCGCCGAGCGGCUGGGCCUGACGCCCGACCGCUGGUUCAAAACCGGCGAGCUCGGGUACUUCGCGCAGGAGGAGAUGCGGCGCAACGGCGGCAGCAGCUACGUGCGGCGGGCCCGCGAGGACGCCGAGGCCCGCUUCGACACCGCCGGCAUGUCGCCGGCGCUCAUGAGGGCCACGGGCGCGUACGCCGACGGCCGGGGCCGGUCGCUGGCGGGCGACCUGGCGCGCACGCCCCUGGUGGCGUACGGCAUCGGCGCGGGCCUCAUGCACGACCCCGAGCCCCGCGCCCCAGCUGACCACGAGGGCGGGCGGGACCCGCCCUUCAUAGCGGCCGUGCAGCACAUGCUGACGGCCGCGUUCCGGGUCGUCGCCCGGCGGCGGGAGGCCUGUGCCGCGGUGGCGCGCGCCGAGGCGCGGGCCAGGCGGGCGGGCUGGCCGACGAUGCUGCCGCGGCCUGUGCCUCUUGGCCCUGCGUGGGGUGUCUGGUCUGCCGACAGGUCGUACCGGCGCUGCGGGAUGAGGCCCCAGGAUUUCCGCUGGUGGGCAGAGGACCAUAUCGCCAGGGAGCGCCGCAGGCAUGCCCACGCCCAACCCGAGCACUUCUCGUCCGAGGCUGAACCGCAGCCGGCCCACUCUGUGCCGUAUGCGCGGGUCGAGGCGACUGUGCUGAUCUACGAUCGGGAUGCCUAUGACAGGAAUGUUUAUGGUGGGUGGACGGGUUUCGCUCCUGGCGUUGACUUGUCUUACUUCCCAUAA